Molecule: messenger RNA, 1205 nt
Organism: Saccostrea echinata
Lineage: Eukaryota; Metazoa; Mollusca; Bivalvia; Ostreida; Ostreidae
Product: spidroin-2-like
Exons: 4
Coding region: 92-1117 (341 amino acids)
Source: RefSeq, a predicted model, not a curated record
UUGCAUUGCGGGAAAAGGUAUAUAUAAUGAGUUGAUUAGAAGAAUCUUAACUACAAACAUUCAAGAAGUAAAGGCCACACAAACCAGGAAAAUGAUGAAAAUAAUCUUUCUCGCCUGCAUCGUUGCCUGCGUUUGUGCGGAUUUUUACCCGAAAGGUGGGGACUACUAUACAAAGAGUUACGGAUAUGAUUAUGGAUAUGGGGACUACUAUCCCAAGGGUUACGGAUUUGGUCCAUAUGGUAACUUUGGAGGUGUGAACAGUGGACUCGUUGGCGUUGGGGGUAUAAACAGUGGACUCAAUGGCCUGGGAGGAUACUACCCCGGUUUGGUCGGUAUUGGAGGCGGUUCUGCUGCUGCUGGUUCAGCUGCCGCCGGAGGUGCUGCUGCCGCCGCUGCUGCUGUCGCUGCCGGACAAAAUGCUGCCGCCUCCUCUGCUGCUGCCGCAGGAAACGGUGCUGCUGCCGCUUCUGCAGCUGCUGCAAGUGGACUGAACGUUGCCCCAUACUAUACCAAUCCUGGGUAUUAUUACCAGGGACAACAAUAUUAUAACUUCCCCAACUACUACUUUAAUCAGUAUCCCAGAAACUACUUCCAAUACCCUAUUUUUGGUGUUGGAGGUGGAUCUGCUGCUGCUGCUAGUGCUGCCGCCGCUGGUCAGGCUGCCGCUGCUUCUUCUGCAGCCGCCAGCGGUUCUGCUGCUGCUGGUUCAGCUGCCGCCGGAGGUGCUGCUGCCGCCGCUGCUGCUGUCGCUGCCGGACAAAAUGCUGCCGCCUCCUCUGCUGCUGCCGCAGGAAACGGUGCUGCUGCCGCUUCUGCAGCUGCUGCAAGUGGACUGAACGUUGCCCCAUACUAUACCAAUCCUGGGUAUUAUUACCAGGGACAACAAUAUUAUAACUUCCCCAGCUACUACUUUAAUCAGUAUCCCAGAAACUACUUCCAAUACCCUAUUUUUGGUGUUGGAGGUGGAUCUGCUGCUGCUGCUAGUGCUGCCGCCGCUGGUCAGGCUGCCGCUGCUUCUUCUGCAGCCGCCAGUCAGGGAUUUAAUGGAUUCAAUAAUGGCGUCAUUCUUGGAGGACCUGGAGGUUUUCUCGGCAGAAUACCAAGGAAGGUCUACUAAAUGAUGACAUCUAUUACUCCAAAUGAUUUUGGAUUGGUUGUGAUCGGGUUUAUUUGUUUUAUGAAAAUAAAUAUUGUUAAAUACAUCA